ACCCACCGCAGCAACGGCAAGAGCUUCGCACAGGAUAUCGAGGUCCUCCUACGACUACCAAGCCCUCAAACCCUCCCUCCAUCCAUGGCCUCCCCCUACCAGCCAAUGGAGAACCCAGACACAGUUAUUGAGCAUCAAACUAUCCUACAGGAUGCCCAAAAUCCGGCACUCGACCUGACUCCAGGUAAGAUUCAUAUCUUCCACCGUGGGGAGCUAUAGGUGGAAGGAGUUACUAACUUUGUGGAACCAGAUCGGCCAGCGGGGGAUCUCAUGUGGAAUGUGCAUCCUGAAUGGCACAAACACUAUCAGGAUCGUGCGGAGCGACUCAAAGCUAAGAAUUCCCGCGAGAUGCAGAAUGUCGAAGCAUACUGGGUUAAACGGUACGAUGCGCUAGACAAAGAGAUUGCAGAGAAAUCGACGCAAAUUGGCCAACUUGAGGUUUGUUUCACAAACUCGGACUCUGGGUUUUUUGUACUCACUACUUUAUAGAAUUCACUUAAGAAGGCAAAUAUGGCGUGUGUGAAGUUGUACGAUAACUUCAACCUCCGUGGAGCUUUGGGUAAACAAUGAGAAUUCCAAUCUAUUGAGAUGUUACUAAUAUUCAGGUGCAGAGCGAAUUGUGGAACAUGCAAAAGAGCUCAAUAAGUUCCACGGAAAUUGUCCUUCCGGAACCCAGGCUGCACUCAAUGUGUUAGCCACAACCCAUGCCUUUAAAAAAAUAUUAGCUGGAGAAAUAAAAGCCCGUGGGCUUGAUGAGAAAGACGUCCAAUCCUGUAUCCCGCUUGUGUAUCAUGAGUGCUCUAAACGUGCCCAUGGGAAUACUGGCAUGAUAACGAUUUACAGUGAGGAUCAUACAUCCAAUGAAUGUGCUGCUCUUGUGGCCUUUCUAAAGCUCCAGAGUGGGUGGGGGGGUGGGUUGAAGUGGAGAGAAGUAGACGAGAGAUGA
Messenger RNA from Tuber aestivum (summer truffle), 946 nucleotides. The record is from the annotation of a GenBank genome assembly. Lineage: Eukaryota; Fungi; Ascomycota; Pezizomycetes; Pezizales; Tuberaceae.